Messenger RNA from Saprolegnia parasitica CBS 223.65, 2280 nucleotides. RefSeq lists its product as hypothetical. Lineage: Eukaryota; Oomycota; Saprolegniomycetes; Saprolegniales; Saprolegniaceae. Bases 1 to 2280 code for a protein of 759 amino acids. Gene Ontology annotation, biological process: 'de novo' AMP biosynthetic process; IMP metabolic process. Gene Ontology annotation, cellular component: cytoplasm. Gene Ontology annotation, molecular function: protein binding; adenylosuccinate synthase activity; GTP binding. The transcript is spliced from 5 exons. The record is from RefSeq and is a predicted model, not a curated record.
AUGUUCGCCGCCAUGAACAUGGGCCCGACGCCCCUCAUGGCGAACGAAGUCCCGCUCCGUGACACGACGCGUGGCAUGCUCCGCGAAGUGCUCUCGAAGCUCAACCGCAUCGAGAGCGCGGUCGCCAACCCCAAGCGCGAUGGCCCGGGCGUCGAUGUCGUCCUCGGUGCGCAGUGGGGCGAUGAAGGCAAGGGUAAGCUCGUCGACAUGCUCUCGCAAGAGUACGACGUGAUUGCGCGUGUCGCCGGCGGUGCCAACGCUGGCCACACGAUUGUCUGCAACGGCAAGAAGUACAAGUUCCACUUGGUGCCGAGCGGUGUCUUGAACGACAAGGCGGUCUGCGUCAUUGGCAACGGCGUUGUCGUGCACCUCCCGGCGCUCCUCAAGGAGCUCGAGAUGCUCAAGGAGGCUGGCGUCGACUGCGACGGUCGCGUCCUCAUCUCGGACCGCGCGCACAUGGUGCUCGACUUGCACCAGGAAAUCGACGGCCUCAUGGAGAACCGCCGUGGCCGCAACAAGAUUGGCACGACCAAGAAGGGCAUCGGUCCGGCGUACUCUAGCAAGAUGCUCCGCAACGGCGUCCGCGAGAACUACCCGGACCUCGACUUGGAUGUGGAAGCCGAGAUUGAGCGCUAUCGCGUCCUCAAGGAGCAGAUCCUCCCGAUUACGAUCGACUCGGUCGAGUACCUCAACAAGGCCUAUGUCUCGGGCAAGAAGAUCCUUGUCGAAGGCGCCAACGCGACCAUGCUCGACAUCGACUUUGGCACGUACCCGUAUGUGACGUCGUCCAACCCGUCGAUCGGCUCGAUCUGCACGGGCGGUGGUAUCUCGCCCAACCGUAUCAACGGUAUCAUCGGUAUCGUCAAGGCCUACUGCACGCGCGUCGGCGAGGGUCCGUUCCCGACCGAGCUCCACGACGAUGUUGGCGCGCACCUCGGCACGGUCGGCGCCGAGUUUGGCACGACGACCGGUCGCCCGCGCCGCUGCGGCUGGCUCGACAUUCCCCAGAUGAAGUACUCGAACCUCGUCAACGGCUUCACCGAGAUCAACCUCACGAAGCUCGACGUGCUCACGGGUCUCAAGGAAGUCAAGAUCGGUGUCGCCUACUGGCACAACGGCAAGAAGCUCGCGGGCAUGCCCUCGAACCUCCAGCCGCUCGAAGAGUCGACGGUGCAGUACGAGACGCUUCCCGGCUGGUCCGAGGACAUCUCCAAGUGCCGCACGUUUGAGGAGCUGCCGUUGAACGCGCAGAAGUACGUGCUUCGUGUCGAGGAGCUCCUUGGCACGCACAUCAAGUGGAUCGGCGUCGGCCAGGACCGCUUGGAUGUCAUUGAGCGCGCCCGCCCCUCCCCAAGACGACAACCGCCGAUGCCACCGGUCCGCGGCUUGCACAAGAAGACAAAGGCGAAGAAGGGCCAGCAUGCAGACGCCCCGAGAGUCGCGGCGAUGGUCUCGGAGAACGUGUCGGGCGCGGUGCUCGCGGCGCGGGAUGCAGAAAAGUGCAUCGAGUACCUCCACGGCGCGCUGCGACGCGACGGCUUUUGGGAGCCGUCGCCGCCGCUGGCCGGUUUUCUGUCGCUGCCGUUGCCGAGCUUUGAGCUUGGGCACGUCGAGAGCAAUGCCGUGUGGUGCACUGUCCUCGUCCUCGUGCAUUGCAUGACGCGCACGUGGCUCUUCGCCCAGCGCUUCUUUGCGGCUGGCACGACGCAGCUCGUCAAGCGCGCGUGCUCGCUCUUUCCCAACGACGUCGACUACAAGGCGAUGCUGGCCACCAUCUUUGCGCGCGCGGGCGACGGCUCGGCCGACGAGGCGCCUGCGCAAAGGGGCAACUGGGUCCAGCUCGUGCUCGAGACGCCGCCGUACACCACCUACUACUGGAACCAAGUGACGCGCGAGACGCGGUGGGAGCACCCACUGGACCCGCACGUCUUGACGCCGGACGAGGUGGCGGCCGCGACGGCGGCCGCGGAGGCCAAGGCCGCCAAAGACGAGCGCAUCGCCGCCGUGUUGCCGCAGCGCAUCCGCAUCAACAAAGCUACGUACAUGGCACCGCGCCCGACGGCGUGCGAGGCGUGCGGGAAAGGCAUUCUCGCCACCGUGCUCUGCGUCGCGUGCGACGAGUACGAGUGCGACGACUGCUGCGACGCCAUUCAUAUGAACGUCCGCAAGGCCCACCAUAUCCGCGAGAGCUUUCGAUUCCUGUCGUGCUAUGGCCGAAAAGGGCUGCCGUACGUACGGCCCAGUGCGCGCGUGCCACCGUCGUCGACGUCGACGUCGUGA